This is a messenger RNA of Chrysoperla carnea, 1814 nucleotides long. RefSeq names its product nicalin-1. Bases 114 to 1784 code for a protein of 556 amino acids. The record is from RefSeq and is a predicted model, not a curated record. Gene Ontology annotation, biological process: regulation of signal transduction. Lineage: Eukaryota; Metazoa; Arthropoda; Insecta; Neuroptera; Chrysopidae. Gene Ontology annotation, cellular component: endoplasmic reticulum membrane. The transcript has 7 exons.
AGUUUCUGCAAAUGACUUGUAAAUGGGGCUUCGUAUUAAAUUAAUCGAUUAGGUUAGAACAUUGAAGUGCUUCUUUUUUAUUUAGUAAAUAUUUAUAAUUUUAUAACAUAAAGAUGUGGUUUGAAGAAGCAGAUAGUGUUGCAGAAAUUUUUCGUAGUUAUUUACCGUAUUAUUUAUUAAUUGUAUUACCGAUAUUUAUAAUAAUAUCACCGGUGAAUCCUGUAUCUGGUUCACAUGAAUUUGCUGUUCAUCGUAUGCAACAUUUUGAUAUACAUGGAGUUGCUCACGGUUGUCGAAGUGCUGCUGUAAAUUUAGAGGCUCGUUCAUUAACAAGUUGGAGUACUUUUAGACAUUGUGUCGUUGCUCGAUUACAAGAUCUUACUGUUGAUCAUUUUAGAGAAAUUCGGGCCAAGGCUGGCGCUCUACUUAUUAUCAUACCUGAAAAUUUAUCUGCUUUAAGUGCAGAAGAAAAACAACAUUUAAUGAUCUUGGAAGAUGCUAUGUUAGCACAAGAAAUAUCAUCGCCAGUUUACUUUGCAAAAUAUUCACCAGAAUUAAAUGAAAUUGUAACAGAUAUUUCAAAUGGUUUUAUUUCUGAUGAAAAAUCGGGCACAGCUUUAGAAGCAAUUAUAAAUUCUAUUUCUGCAAAUGGAUAUCAAAUUGUUAUUAACCCUGGAACAGCUGGUCCAAAACAGGACAUGACUCUUGUUACACUGCAUGGUAAAUUAGGUGGUAUUGGAUCCGAUGGAAAAAUUCCAACAAUUGCUGUUAUAGCACAUUACGAUAGUUUUGGAGUUGCUCCUGAGUUAUCUUUCGGGGCUGACUCAAAUGGUUCUGGUAUAGCAAUACUUUUAGAAAUUGCUCGAUUAUUUUCACAUUUGUAUUCAAAUUCAAAAACUCAAGGAAAAUAUAAUUUAGUUUUUUUAUUAACAGCUGGAGGAAAAAUUAAUUAUCAAGGAAGUAAAAAAUGGCUUGAAGAUCAAUUGGACUCUUUAGAUGGAUCCAUAAUCCAAGAUGCUUCGUUUGUUGUUUGCCUGGACACAUUAGCUACUGGUGAUGCACUUUAUAUGCAUGUUUCAAAACCACCAAAAGAUGGAUCACCAGCUGCUCAAUUCUUCAAAGAAUUAAAAUCUGCUGCCGAUAAAUAUCCGUCAGUUACAAUUGAUGGUGUCCAUAAAAAAAUAAACUUAGCUGAUGAAAUGUUAGCAUGGGAACAUGAACGAUACAGUAUACGGCGUCUUCCAGCAUUUACAUUAUCAUCAUUAAAAAGUCAUCGGGAUUCUAUGCGUGGUACCAUUUUAGAUGUCAAGGAAAAUAUUCGUAUUGAUCGAUUAGUUAGAAAUACACAUAUUGUUGCUGAAGCAUUAGGAAAAUUUGUUUAUAAUUAUACAGCAAAUGAUCUAUUUAGUGGAUCUUUGAAAGUAGAACCAGAAGCAUUAGAAUCAGUUUUGAAUAUCGUUAGUUCGCAGCCACGAUCUACACAGCUUUUAGUUCAAAAACAAAAUAUUAUAGUACCAACAUUAAAAACAUUACUCAACAAAUAUGUUAAAGAUGUUAAAACAAGCACAUUUACACCGGACAAACGUGAUCCUGAAUUUAUGUUUUAUGAUGUUACAGGAUCAACAGUUAAUGUAUAUAACGUAAAACCUGCCAUAUUUGAUUUAGUUCUUACUGUUGCCAUUGUAAUAUAUUUAACAGCUAUUUAUUUUGCAAUACAAUAUUUUCCAAAAUUGUAUCAAUUUACAUCAUCAAUAUCAACCAAUUCUUAUAAAAAAAUCGAUUAAAUGUAGAUACGAGUUGUUUUUAUAUAAUUU